Solanum tuberosum (potato) is the source of this 489-nucleotide messenger RNA. Its product is annotated as putative disease resistance RPP13-like protein 1. The transcript is spliced from 2 exons. Bases 1 to 489 code for a protein of 162 amino acids. The record is from RefSeq and is a predicted model, not a curated record. Lineage: Eukaryota; Viridiplantae; Streptophyta; Magnoliopsida; Solanales; Solanaceae.
AUGCCGCUACAUCUGAGCAAGUUGAAAAGCCUCCAAGUGCUAGUUGGAGUCAAGUUUCUUCUAGGUGGUGGCGGUGGUUCGAGAAUGGAAGAUUUGGGUGAAGUACAUAACUUGUAUGGAUCUCUAUCAAUUCUAGAGUUGCAAAAUGUGGUUGAUAGAAGGGAAGCUCGGAAGGCAAAGAUGAGGGGAAAGGAACAUGUUGAUAAUUUAUCUUUGGGGUGGAGUGAAAUGAAAUUGUCUAUUGGUAAUUGCAAGGACUGUGAUUCCUUGCCAGAACUAGGACAGCUUCCGUCUUUGAAAUUCUUUUCAAUUAGAGAGAUGCAUCGAAUAACAGAGGUGACGGAAGAAUUCUAUGGUAGUUUGUCCUCCAAAAAGCCUUUUAACUCUCUCGAAAAGCUUGCAUUUGUAAAGAUGCCAGAGUGGAAGCAAUGGCACAUACUAGGAAGUGGCGAGUUCCCAAAACUUGAGAAGCUUUCAAUUGCAAGUUGA